UUUCUCUAAUGGGUUUCCGGAUACCUGUACCUGCUUCUUGUCUCCAGGUCAGGGAGCAAAUGGAAAACAUCAGUCGUUGAUAUAUUUUCUCUGUAUGAGCUGCACAUAUUCAAUAGGCAAAGGGAGGGACCUGUUAUAUCUGAUUUAAUCCUGUGUGAGAAAGAAAAACAUACAUCUAAAAGGCCUGCCCCUUUAUUCAACAAGUUAGGGGCUGGAGUUGUGCUGUGCUUGGCUGGAUCACAGGCAGCUCCUUCUCAUCAGGCUACUGUCUUAUUAGAAAUCCUUCAGGCACCGACAAGGUGACACAUUAACAGCCCACAACUCCCUGCUUUGUUACAAUCUCUAUCUCAUGGCAUUCACAGCACAGGGAGCCGGGAAUUAAACAAGAAAAUCUCUCUCCAGUCUCAGUCUCCCACUGGCAGGAUCCCACUGAAGCACCAGGGGCUGCGUUGUGAGUCUCUUUCCCUUGGAAACAAGAGCUGACACUUGCAGGAAGCGCAUGGCAAAAAUGGAACAAUAUUUUGGCAGAACUUUUUACCAUGAAUUGAAACUUCCAUGACCUUUCUGGAAAGAAUUCAUCCGGCAAUAAGAUGGGAAAUAAAUCAGAUGCCUCAGAGUUUUAUUCCUCCAUAUCGAAAACUGAUGACAUUGUGUUAGGAGUCAUAUAUUCAGUAUUUGGCCUGCUGUCUCUCUCUGGUAACUCCAUGCUGCUGUUGGUGGCCUAUCGAAAACGCUCCAUCCUGAAACCUGCCGAGUUCUUCAUUGUAAACCUUUCCAUCAGUGACCUGGGCAUGACUGGGACCCUGUUUCCUCUGGCGAUUCCAUCAUUAUUUGCACACAGGUGGCUGUUUGAUAACGUGACGUGCAAAUACUAUGCAUUCUGCGGAAUGCUUUUUGGACUUUGCAGCCUGACCAACCUGACGGUGCUAAGCUCAGUCUGUUGUCUGAAAGUCUGUUAUCCGGCUUAUGGAAAUAAGUUUUCUACUGCCCAUUCGCGAAUCCUGCUGCUGGGUAUUUGGGCCUAUGCAGGAUUGUUUGCUACAGCACCUCUGGCGGAUUGGGGAAAAUAUGGACCAGAGCCAUAUGGAACAGCUUGCUGUAUAGACUGGCAGACUUCUAACCAGGAACCCAAGGCUUUAUCCUACACCAUGUCUUUAUUUGUUUUCUGCUACCUCAUCCCAUCUUCCUUAAUACUCAUCUCCUACUCACUCAUAUUUGUCACUGUGAAAGGGGCCAGGAGGGCUGUCCGGCAACAUCUAUCCCCACAAGCUAAAGGAAGCAGCAUCCACAGCUUGAUAAUAAAGCUUAGUAUAGCAGUUUGCAUUGGGUUUCUCAUAGCCUGGACUCCGUAUGCUAUUGUGGCUAUGAUAGCAGCAUUCGGAGACCCUCAGAAAAUUCCGUCACUGGUGUUUGCCCUUGCCGCGGCAUUUGCCAAGUCCUCAACGAUUUACAACCCAAUGAUUUAUCUGCUCUUGAAGCCCAAUUUCCUGAAUGUGGUAACUAAAGAGUUGACAUUACUUCAGACCAUGUGUGCAGUGGUUUGUGGCUGGUGCCGGACACCCAUGGUCAGAACUCCAUGUCCACACAAAGACCUUAAAACCACCUCAAAACCACCGGACAAUUUUAAGGAAACCCAAGACAUAUGCAGGAACUGUGCUGGCACUUUUGAAUGUUUUCGGAAUUACCCGCGAUGCUGCACUUUGGCGAAUGUUGAUUCUGCCCAGCCCAUGGCAGCCUCUCUCGUCAGAAUGCCUCCCGCAAAUGGUGCACCCCAGCAAACAGUUCAACUUGUUGUAAGUUCAUCAAGGACAAGGUCUGGGGUGGAGACUGUUGAGGUGUCCGCUGGGGCCCUAACGUCAGAUUUCAUAAAAGACUUUAUCUGAGAGUUAAACAUCUCUGGGAUCUUCAGGAAAAUGUCUGUUGUACUGAUAUUAAAAUAUUAAAGUAUUUUUAACUCAUGACUCGGCUGCUGUGUUUAGCAUCAUAAUAAACAGGAACUCAAGUCACGCGUCACAGACUAACAGCAGGAGGCACUGGGGAAGUUGUUAGGUUGUGACACUUAGGGAUUCCACUGAUCCGACAAACUGACUACAGUAUAAGUUAUCCCAAUAGCUUGACUUGAUUUGCUUGCAGCUGGAAAAGUGGAUACUUUAAUAGAACCCAUGUACAACUGACCCAACACUGUGCCUGCUAGUGCCAUGAACACAUAUAGCAGUGGUAACCAGUCCGCCCGCUGGGCCCCCCUAGUCCGAUUCUAGUGAUACCACCCUGAUUGUAUUAAAGAUAUGGGAUCCCUUAUCCAGAAAGCUCUGAAUUACAGUUAGGCCAUCUCCAAUA
Xenopus laevis (African clawed frog) is the source of this 2337-nucleotide messenger RNA. RefSeq names its product opsin 7, beta S homeolog (gene opn7b.S). The record is from RefSeq and is a predicted model, not a curated record. Gene Ontology annotation, molecular function: G protein-coupled receptor activity. The coding region runs from base 591 to 1883 and encodes 430 amino acids. Gene Ontology annotation, biological process: detection of visible light; G protein-coupled receptor signaling pathway; visual perception. Gene Ontology annotation, cellular component: membrane. The transcript has 6 exons. NCBI's taxonomy places the organism in Eukaryota, Metazoa, Chordata, Amphibia, Anura, Pipidae.